AUGGGCUGCGUCCAAAGCAAAGAGGCCGGCCACCAUCUGGUUGGAAACCGGCCAGUGAUGUUGACCGGCCCUCUUCCCCAGGCAAACGCAAUCUUGCAUCGGCAUUCCCCUCAACAAACUGUCCAAGACACUCAGGGCUACCAGCAACCUGCCAAGAAUCAACCCAACUUUAAGCUUACACAAGUGGUCGAGGAUGCAGAGCUGCCUGAUUAUCACCCUGAGGCAUCGGCCGACUACAUCCUGCGAACCAUUCUGGACGCUGAGAACUUCUCCAAGCAUGGAAUCAAGGGUGCCUUCAACGUCUUGGGCGACCGUCAUUUUAAUAUCUUCAUUGACUCUAGCCACUCGCUGUCUUCCGAGACUCGAUGUGCAAUCUUGUUGGUGGCCACUGUCUUGUUGAUCGUGGCGCAGGCCAAGGACUGUGACAUGACGUUUUACUUCACGAGCUACCCGAACAGGAAGAGCAAGAAUCUUUCCGAGAUCGACCGCCGACAUCUUAAGGACCUAAUGAACUUGUGGAAGACCCAGAGCUGGCAGGAGGCUCUCGGGAUGGUGCGAUGCACGCAGUCUUUCCAGGACAAGCUGGGGAUCCAGGACUGGAUUCAUAAGCGCAGAAACAUUAGCGAUGAUCAGAGUGAUGUCAAAAAACACGCUAAGCUUCUCAACUACUGCCGGGAGAAGAUGCUUGCCUUUGGGCACGGCUGGCACCAGCGAGAGCUCACCGUGGACAGCCUUGAGAAGCUGUACGGAUCAGCCAUGGUCAAUGCCAGCCAGCAGCUAAACUCCUUAAACUCUACAGCCUUCACCUACAAGAGGGUAAUGAGGCAGUACACUCGUCUCCAGGAACUGUACCAGAAGGAUCCAUCACAAGCUUUCCCCGUCUCAAACAUCUUCCUCCUGGGGACGGCCAUUCAACCGACUGAACUGGCUGCCAUCCAGGAAGCCCAGAAUAUUGGAGGAAAUGCCUGCAAUAGCUCUGGAAGGCCUGCAACGCUCAACAUUGAGGGGCGGGGCACCCUCUUUCAAAUAUCUUCUGUCGUCAUGAUCGACCGUAUGACUGAAAAGUCUAUCAAGCUUUACAAGAAGGUGGACAGCUAUGGGAAAGGCGAAGAUGACAUCAACGAUCUGAACACGCUUAAGGAGAGGAAGGUCCUGACAAAUUUCCUGAGCCCUGGCGCUUUCUUCAAGAUUCUCAACUCUCAUGAGGCGGCAGUGGACAACGACGUCCAAAUGCCGACGGGCGACGCCAUGUAUGGAAGGCAGCUGCUCAACGCCACCGGCCAUACUAUCACUCUGCCAAGUGUCAAGCAGGUCAAGAGAAUCUUUGGAAUUGAGGGCCUGUUGGCACUACCUCGCGCUAUGGACGACAGUGACGAUGAGGAUGAUAAGCCAGCGCCCCCUCGGACGGGUCGUGCCAGGUUCGAAGUCUCAACUGAUGUAGCACAGCGUAGUUCUGACAAGUACGUUACGCCUCCCUAUCAAGCAUGGCCUGACUAG
Fusarium falciforme is the source of this 1497-nucleotide messenger RNA. RefSeq lists its product as hypothetical. NCBI's taxonomy places the organism in Eukaryota, Fungi, Ascomycota, Sordariomycetes, Hypocreales, Nectriaceae. The record is from RefSeq and is a predicted model, not a curated record. Bases 1 to 1497 code for a protein of 498 amino acids. The transcript has a single exon.